AUGUCAUCGGGCCCGUGGACCAACAUACAAUCCAUUUGCGUCGAAUUACGAUUGCAUGGCGGUGAAAACGGAGAAUAUGUCGAUAUGGAGUUUUAUUCAAAGCGAAACAGGACGGUGGCGGGUAAAAUGGAAAAAGAAAAAGAAUUAAAACGAAUGCCGAACAGAGACGAUAAAUCCUCGUCGCUUGUUCAGACACGUAUAUAA
Messenger RNA from Macrosiphum euphorbiae (potato aphid), 204 nucleotides. The record is from the annotation of a GenBank genome assembly. NCBI's taxonomy places the organism in Eukaryota, Metazoa, Arthropoda, Insecta, Hemiptera, Aphididae.